AUGGAACGAGAUAAUGCGUUCAUGCGCGAUGCCAUAGCGUUCAUUUCCAACCAGAAAGACCCGGCUGCUAUCAACGACAACGUCAAUUUCUUCUUCGGUCCUGACAUAGCGUUCACAUGCUGGGCGAAAAUGGGGCUGUACGAUGCUGAGUUUGACGGAGUCAAACCUUGGUAUGCCAAGAUUCCUCGUGUUCAAUGCAUGGACGGGUUUGUGCUGAUCACGGAAGCUCUCAAAGGAGGAGACGGACUCGAUGUCCUCGUUUGCUUGGAAUCAACAACGAUGGUAAAACUGAAGGAACUGUACGCUAACAUCGACUACCUCCAAGACUAGGUCACUUAAUUUCCAU
Molecule: messenger RNA, 346 nt
Organism: Phytophthora nicotianae INRA-310
Lineage: Eukaryota; Oomycota; Peronosporomycetes; Peronosporales; Peronosporaceae
Exons: 1
Coding region: 1-330 (109 amino acids)
Source: RefSeq, a predicted model, not a curated record